Molecule: messenger RNA, 2232 nt
Organism: Salvia miltiorrhiza (redroot sage)
Lineage: Eukaryota; Viridiplantae; Streptophyta; Magnoliopsida; Lamiales; Lamiaceae
Exons: 2
Coding region: 710-1786 (358 amino acids)
Biological process (GO): N-acetylglucosamine metabolic process; protein N-linked glycosylation
Cellular component (GO): membrane
Molecular function (GO): beta-1,4-mannosylglycoprotein 4-beta-N-acetylglucosaminyltransferase activity
Source: RefSeq, a predicted model, not a curated record
AAAUUUACGAGAAAAGUAAAAAUAAAAUUAAAAUAGGCAUGCAGUCUCCACCUUACACUUUCUUCCCUUUCUUCUUCGCAAUCACUACAAUUUUCCAAUCCGAUUUUCCAUUUCUGAUUUUUUUCCCCAAUCGUUAAAUAUAGUAUUAAUCCCAAAUGCCAUUUUCUCCCAAAUAAUUGCUCAUUUUUUCAGCCUCCCAUUCACUCUCUGCGCGUCAAGAAAAUUUGCGAAAAAGAUUUCUUUUUUUAUGAGAGAGAAAGAGGGAGAGAGAGAAUGAGGAAACUGGUGAGAUAUACAACCAACCCUUUCUCGAGGAGGAUUGCCCGUUUUUAGGAACAUCAAGAACAAAUCAAAUUCCCCCUGUUUUUCUCUCCAAAAAUUCUGUCUUUUUCUUUCUGGAGGAGUCUCCCUUUUUUCACCAUUAUUAUAAAAUUUUGUAUUUCCUCUUUCCCUCCGCUUAUUUAUGAUCACGAUUUUUGAUGUGUAUGCAAUCACGGAGGAGGAAGAGGUAUUUGUAUAGAGAGAGAGAGAGAGAAUUGUAUUCAGAUACGAAGAGGAAAAAGGAUUUUGGGCUCUCAUAAUGUUUGAUGAUUGUUAUACUUUCUCAAAGGGUGGCGAUAUAUAAUUAGGGGCCUUCUCUCUCCUCUCUCUCUCUCUCUCUCUCUGCUUUUGCUGUUGUUCCCAGAAAGCAAGCAAGCAUUGCUAAAACAUGUCGAAAGUCCGGUGGUCGUUUCUAGGGCUAGAUUUGAGGGCACUGCUCUUCCUUUGCCUCGUUAUUCCCUCAGGCAUAGUCGGGAUAUACCUCCACGGCCAAAAGAUCACCUAUUUCCUCCGGCCGUUGUGGGAGUCGCCUCCGAAGCCAUUCAUAACCCUAACUCACUACUACCACGAGAAUGUCUCGAUGGAGACCCUCUGCAGGCUUCACGGGUGGGGGAUCCGUGACUUCCCUAGGCGCGUCUAUGAUGCUGUCCUUUUCAGUAACGAGGUGGACAUGCUCAAGAUCAGGUGGAAAGAGAUGUAUCCUUACAUCUCCCAGUUUGUGCUGCUCGAGGCGAACUCCACCUUCACUGCCCUACCAAAGCCCCUCAACUUUGCGUUGAACCGGGACAAGUUCAAAUUCGUGGAGCCUAGGCUGACCUAUGGGACGAUUGGCGGGAGGUUCAAGAAAGGCGAGAACCCUUUCAUUGAGGAGGCUUACCAGAGGCUGGCCCUUGACCAGCUGCUGAGGAUCGCGGGGAUAGAAGACGACGACCUCCUUGUUAUGUCGGACGUUGACGAGAUCCCUAGCCAGCACACCAUUAAUCUACUGAGAUGGUGUGACGACAUCCCUCCGGUCCUUCACCUCCAGUUGAAGAACUACCUUUACUCGUUCGAGUUCUUGUAUGACCUCAGGAGCUGGAGGGCCUCAGUCCAUAGGUACCAAAGGGGGAAGACAAGGUAUGCUCACUACCGCCAAACGGACUACCUCUUGGCCGACUCUGGCUGGCAUUGUAGCUUCUGCUUUCGUUACGUCAGCGACUUCAUCUUCAAGAUGAAGGCCUACAGCCACACGGAUCGAGUCAGAUUCUCUCACUACCUCAGCCCGAAGAGGAUUCAAGAACUGAUCUGCAAAGGUGCUGAUUUGUAUGAUAUGCUGCCUGAGGAGUACACGUUCAGAGACAUCAUAGGGAAAAUGGGCCCGAUUCCUCACUCACACUCGGCCGUUCAUCUGCCAUCGUACCUGCUGGAGAAUGCAGACGAGUACAAGUACCUUCUGCCGGGGAACUGCAUAAGGGAGAGUGGCUGAGGGGAUGCAGGGGGCUCAGAUUCUUGAAGAUGGCCGUGCCUCUCAUUGUGCAAAUGUGGCAAGGGAGAGGAGAGGGGUAGCCAAUGUAGGUACGUAGCUGAUCUUUAGAGGAGAGACGCUCUCUCUCUCUCUCUCUCGCCUUGUUUGCUGGCUCGCUUGUAUGUUUUUCGCCGGUUUCUGGCUCUGAAACACGAUGUGGUUUGCUUCUUUAACGAUGUUUUUGUUUAUUCAUUCUUUUUUUGUUUCGAAUUUUUUGAUGCUUGGUUGUAGGGUCUAUUUGAUCGAUGUAUGCUUGUCUUACAGCAGGUUGUUGAAGUAGUAGAUAUGUAUCGUGGCUGCUCACUACCUAGAAUUUGUGAUGAUAUAUAUAUAUAUAUGUAUAUGCUAACAUCGAUGUUUUAUUUUUUGAUUUUCGAUCAUAUAAUCUGUUUGUUUGGUUGAUUUCA